This is a messenger RNA of Patella vulgata (common limpet), 5410 nucleotides long. RefSeq names its product tudor domain-containing protein 7. NCBI's taxonomy places the organism in Eukaryota, Metazoa, Mollusca, Gastropoda, Patellidae. Bases 168 to 3797 code for a protein of 1209 amino acids. The record is from RefSeq and is a predicted model, not a curated record. The transcript has 27 exons. Gene Ontology annotation, biological process: spermatogenesis.
CACGAAAGUUACUGUAAACUUUUUCUCAUGUCUUGAAAUGUUUAAAAAAGAUCUAAUAUGUACAAAUAUUUGAAAGAAAAAAAGGGUAAACACAGACAAAAUUGAACACCCUAAAAAGAAACAAAACACCCUGUAUUGUAUAUUAUUAAAUAUAGUGCUAAAUCAAAAUGUCAGAAGAAAAAUUAAAGAGGAUGAAAUCCCUCAUCAGGGCAGUGCUUAUGAGUAGUAAAGAAGGUGUCGCUGCUGCCAGAUUACUUGGUGACUACAGUGAAUUUGCAGGUGAAUAUUUACCCUUUAAAGAAAUGGGUUUUCCAAAUGUGACAAAAUUUAUAGAAAGUAUCCCUGAUGUUGCCAGAGUACGCACAGAUAUGACAGGAGAACAGAGAUUUUACGCUGUGGCUGAUGAAUCCACCGAACAUAUCCAAAAAAUGGUAUCAAAACAGAAAACAGCAUCAAAAAAGAGAAAGAAAUUACCAAGAGGUCCACACAGAAGACCAGUUCAUCCAGUAGGACCUGGAAGACCAUCAGGUCCUUCACGGCCAUCGAGGCGACCAAGAUAUCCUGGUGCGGGUUAUGGGAGACCAGCAUAUAGACCCCCCCUGUUACCCACACCUCACUCUAACAGAUUUAGAGAUCCUGCUUCUGUGAAUAUAAAUAACUCAUCCUACUCGAACUUUAGGCCAGGGUUUGGCAGCAAACCCAAUGAUGAUGCGUUUAAAAAUUAUAAAAUAACUGUAGGAAAUCGUGGUGGCGAUAGGGCAGUGAAUUCUUCACAGAAAAUGUUUUUUCAAGCUGUGGGGGAUGCUUCCGACGCCAGAAGAAAAAAUCCAAGUGCGGUACAUACUGAUGUUAAAUUUGGACAUAAUUAUGAAGUUCCUCCUCGAUUUCAGAAAAAAGAAUCCAGAUCAAAACCAGUUGCAGUAGUGUCCCCUAGUACAGUUGAAUUAUGGGAUUCCCCCGAGAGUACGGCACAAGAUGCAACACAUAAUAAGGUGAUCAAAUGGUCAGAUGAACACGUCUUUGAGUAUUUAGAGUUAUUAGAAGAAUAUUCUCAUACACAUGAUGUUGAGGUCAAAUUUACCACAAAGUUGGUAGUUAUUGGUGGAGUAAAAGGGUAUCUGGGAUUGAUUCAUAUUCAUGAUAAAGCUGUCGGCAGUAUAGAAGUGUUUGAAACAGAGUUAUUAGCUAAAGAAGAAGCUGCUAAAAAUGUUUGCAAACAGUUUGACAUAACAGAAAGUAAUUUAUAUCAAAAGAAACCGGGUUUGUCAUUACCCUCAGCAGAAACAAGCAUCACAGUACCAGGAAAUAUUAAAGAUAAUAUUAAAAAGUUAUUAUCCACUGUAACAGUAAGUAUGUGGUGCACGCGGUUUCCUGUUGUAUAUGCUGAAAAGUUUGGUGAAGCGCCUAAUAAUAUUAUAGAAAUGGUGCGCUCGUGUCCUGACAUAGCACGAUUUGAAAAAGUACCAAACACAGAUAGAGAGAUGAUAUAUCCUGUUAAACACACAGAAGACACUCCACCAGAACCUACACCAGUCCCCAAACCUUUACCAGUCCCCAACCCUUCACCAGUCAUCUCAUCAACCCCAAUACAGCCAAUUCCAUCAACUCCUGCUGUAGAUGUAUUUAAGGAUGUUGUUAUUCCUCCAUCUGAAUCAAUAAAUAUAGGAUGUGAGGAAACAGUAUUUGUAACAUAUGCUACAUCAUGUUAUGAGUUUUACGUCCAGUUAGAAUCAAGCUGUAGUGAUGAUAUCAACGACGUCUUGCAAACAGAAUGCAAGAGUUUAGCGAAGCCGAAUGCCAGUAGUAUAAAGAAAGGGAUAUAUUGUUCAGCUUUAUAUAGUUCAGAUAAACAGUGGUACCGAGCUCAAGUAAUUUCAGAUAUAAAUAAUCAGGAGUUUCAUGUAAGGUUUGUUGAUUAUGGUAAUGUAGAGUGUGUAUCUAUAGACUGUAUCAGACAACUGCCACAAAAAGUUAUCAACACGCCACAACAAGCUAUAUACUGUUCCUUAUAUGGCAUACAACCAAUUGUUGGUGAAGAAUGGAGUAAAGCAUCGUUGGGUAUUUUGGCAGAAUUUGUGAGAGACCAAGAAUUAAUAGCUGUACCUUUUACACAUUCAGCAGAUGGUUAUCAAGAGAUAGAACUAUAUCAGAGACAUGACAGGGAGAAAUCAUUAAAUCAAAUUUUAGUGGAGAAAAACGAAGCUGUCUGCAUUUUGUCUCCCCAGGUGACACAGCCAGACUUUGAACGACGGCCUGAUGAACCAGAAUUAUUAGAGAUACCUGAUGAUAAGUUUAUGGAUGUUUACGUAUCGUUUUUUAACCCUGCUACUGGUAUCAUGGUACGCAUUGUUGGUGAACAGUUCUCAGAUAAGUUGGAAGAAUUAGAAGCUCAGCUGGAAGCUUUUUAUAAACUAGCACCAUAUGAUCAAACCAUAGAAGUUGGUAUGGUGUGCGUCAUUAGUCUAGAUACGCUAUAUCAUAGAGUUAAAGUUUUAUCUAUAGAUGGUAAUAAGGCCGAGUGUUAUUUCUUAGAUCAUGGUGAUACAGAAAAUAUUUUAACUGAAGGUUUAAAACCUAUAGAUGCAGAAAUCAAUAAAACACUUCCAUAUCAGGCGUUUAGUUUUGAAUUGUAUGGUUUAGAGAAUGUUAUGGGUGAUGCUACAUUAUUAGAAAAGUUAUAUGAAUUGGCGCUUGCUAAAAUACUGGUAGCUGAGAUUAUAUCAAGAGAUGAGAAGAUAUCUGUGGUUCUCUACGAUACACAAGAACAAGAUGAUAUAAAUAUCAACGAAUAUAUCGCAAAGGUUUUAAUCUCUGAGGGCCAUGCAAUAGACUUAAAUUUAUUCACCGCUAACAUCGGACCCAAUACUCCUAGUGACUCUUUAAGCAUUGCCAGUAAUGAGGGUACAGAGUCACCAACAAGUUCCAUACCCAAGACUGAAAUUCCACAAAAUGUUGUUGCUCCAUUUGAAAAUAAAACUGUCCCAGAUGAAUCGUUAAUAGCGAAUCUGAAUUGUCUUUCGUUAUCUCAAAAUGCCGCAGAUAUUAGCCAAUCGUCUGUGAUAACAGCUAGUGCCAAAUCAACCUCAAGUCUUUAUACAUGGGAGAAACCAGCUACUUCCACAUCAACCAAUGAUGUUGUAGUUCAACCACCAGGAUUGUCCUUGUCCAAUGAACAACAAGCUGACUUAAAGAUGCCGGAAAAUGUAACAAUUCCUGCUAUUGGUGAAAUGUUUGCUAUUUAUAUCUUAUGGAUAGUGGACCCUUCUAAUUUUGUGUGUAUACCGCAUGAUAAAUUAGAAGAUUUAGAAAGAUUUAUGGUGGAAUUUAACAAUUAUUUCUCUAAAGCAGCUGUCUUAGAAGAAGUUGAACCAGUAGUUGGUGAAGUGUAUGCUGGACGUUAUAAUGGUAAUUGGUAUCGUAUGAUAGUUAAAAACAUUAUUGGUUCAGAGUUAAGUGUGUAUAUGGCUGACUAUGGGGAAUAUGCUAUAUUAACGGCCGACGACCUUGAACCUCUUCCUAAAAAAUAUUAUACGCUGCCUUUUGUUGCUUUUAAAGCUAAAUUAUAUGAUGUGUCUUGGUGUAGUGAAAAAGGUCUGACCUUUCAAGGAGAAAAAUGGACUGAGUCGGCAAAAUAUACUUUCAUGCAAAUGGCCCAGGGAAGGAGUUUAUUCGCAUAUAUUUGUGGCAAGGAUGAAGAUGGAGUUGUCUCACUAAGACUAGUUGAUACAUCAGACGAAAAUGAAGACGUUUGUAUUGAUGAUGUCUUGGUUUCUAUGAGUCUCGCUCGACGUCAGUGAUUUUAAAAACAAAAUUGCAAAAAAAAAAAAGAUUGACUAUGCAAUGUGAUUCCACUAAUUAAUUACAUUAAAAUGGUAUAUAAUUUUGACUUUCAUAAUAUACAUGCACAAUUUGGAUUGUUGUGCCUUUUAGAAAUUCUUACAGUUUGGAGCUCAACUUUUUUGAAUAACAUGCUAUGCCACAGUUUGAAGAAAAUGGUAAUGAUGAAUAAGUUCCAUUUAGAUUUUUUUUUUUUAGUAGAGGUAUUGAUCAAAAACCUAAAUAUAUAUAUGAAAAUCAAUAUUCAUAAUUAUGUUGUUCCAUGUACUUAAUGGUGUAAAUAUGUAUAUAGAUAUUUGUUAUGUUUUAAAUACCAGUAUUAUAAAUUGUGGGUAGUUUAGCUCAGGGUCUCAUCACCAGUUCAAGGCUAACAAACCACUUUGAUUUUGAUAAUGUUAUGCAGUGUAUGCAAUGAACCACGUGACGUAAUAAUGUACAUCUAUCUUGGUAUAUGUUUGUGUAUUAUAUAAAUGGUUGGUAGUGUAAUCCAGAGGCUUAUCAACCUGUUCAUUAAGGCUAUAACAAUUUGAUUUUUGUUUCUUAUGGAUCUUUUUAAAGAGCCUCACACUCAGUUUAUUUUUAAGAUUUCAAACAAAAAAAUUUUCAGCCAAGAAUUUUUUUUUUUCAAUUUUCCAAGCAACAGGAAGAAAUUUUUUAAUUGGUAUUCCCUAGUGAUCACACAAAUCUUCAAAGUUGAAUAGGUUUUCAAGCCUAUUCAAGCUGAUUUUUAGAAAAAUAUAUUCUUGAAAUCUAAUCUGGAUUGUUUUAUCUGCUAUGAAAUAUUUAUUACUUUAAAUUUUGGGUAAUUAACUAAUAUUCAAAAAUAAGUUUCUAGAAAUCUUAAAAUUGAUUGUUAUCGUGGCAUUGAUUUGUAAAAUUAACAUUCUAUUCACAGACUUCCUAAAUUGAUAUUUGGAUAUUCCAAGUAAUAUGUUGAAUUCAGUUUGACUUUGUUUAUCAUUAUCUUCAUUCAUUCCAAAUCAUCAAUAACAAUCUGUUUAUUAUAUUGUGCCAAAGAUUUUAUUUGUUUUUCUCAGUAUUGUGAUGUACAGAUUUUGUUAUUUUUGUACCAGUUAAACAUAUCUGGUGUAGGCCGAGUUAUUUGGUGCAUCAAAGUUUCUUCGUUGAGUUGUUGUUUUUUUUUAACUUGUUGCAAUACCAUAUAUUUACUAACUGAAAUAUUGAUAUAAAUCUACUAAAUUCAUAUACUGCACCCUAUUUAUAUAUUAUAUAAAAAAAAGGCUGAAUUAGCUUGCUUGCAAAGCCUGUCUUCUGGUGAUAAUAUUAUGAUUUUUGAAUAGAAGUUAUUUAAAUAAAAGAUCACCAUUGUAAUCAUGCAUAUCUUAUUCUAGUUCAUAAUAAAUGUACAAUUAUUAUAGCCUACUAUUUUACUAUGGUAUACACUGGUAUCAAACUAACAAAAAUAUUGCUACUGUUCAUAAUGUAAAUAUUAACUUAAAACAUGCAGAAAUAGAAAGAACUAUUUUUAAGGUUAGAUUGUUUGAGAGUUACCUGACCUUUUUAUAUUGCUAUGGUUACCUAUAACUGUAAAUAAAUGUUAUGUUUUAUUCCA